CCCAGAGGUUUCACUUCGAGUUUGUGACGGGGUGGUUCCACCGCCUUAGCAAACGCAAGUUUUGGUUUUGACCGUUUAUCUCUGAGAUUAGGCGCCUCCAAAGCUCUUACCAUCUUCUUUCAUCAAACAAGUCACCAGCUUUCUCCCUUCCUCUCUAGCUCUCUGUUCCUCUGAAGCUAUGCCACAAGAUCUUCCUGGGUUUUAUUAUGAUGCGGAGAAGAACCGCUACUUCCCUAUUAAAGGCCCAAUACCCGGCUCUUCUCGUGCUUCUUCUUCUUCUUCUUCUUCGGCUGCUGCUCAAAAACCAACUCCAAAGUCCACACGGGUCUUAGGUAGGAGAACUGGACUGAGAGCUUCUAAGCUGCUUCACCUUAGGGAGUUAUUUGGUAACAUUAUUCCGUUCAGUAAAGGAAAGUGUAGCUUCAAGGAGGAAUUCCAGAAGAUACAGAUAUCACAACCUGUGGUGUGGAAGUAUAGUGAAACGGAUAAGAUUGUUGAUGGUGCUUUGGAACAAAUACACAUUGAUGUACAGACACCCGAGGGUCAAACUGAAACUGAUGUUCUAUUAACAGGCGGUGCAAAUGGCUCUUUGAGUUUUGUUGAAGUUGGAAAAGUUAGACAACAUUUUGAUUACGGGGUAAAAUGCAUGCCAGAUCGUGUGUGGCCUUUAAUUAAAGAAAACGAUGCAGAGUUUGUGAGAAUUCCUGGGCAUAUUCAGAGACUUGCUGGAGCUUCAUUACAAAUGUCAUCAAAUAUAUCUUGUAUAAAAUUGUUCAGAAAGCACUCUUCCACAAUGGAUGAUAGUUCAAACAUCCAGGAAGCGCUGAUAAGUACUCUGGGAUCAGAGACAUCAGGUGGAUCACUCUAUAUUGUUAAACUCAUUGAACCACUAGAGCUUGAUUCAAAUAUCCGUACUAUAAGUCAAAGAAUACAUAAGGUUGCUUCUUUCGAUUGUACAGUCUGGACUGCAGAUUGCAAUUUUAAUGGGAGUCAAGCAGUAACUGGUACUAAUCUUGGAGCUGCUUUAGUGGAUUUGGAAACUGGAGUACGAUCAUGGGUGUGUCGUAGUAAAAGUGAUGUCUUUGCGCUACAAUUUAUUCAAUCGGGAAAUGCUAUUUUAUGUGGACUCAGGAAUGGGGUAAUUGUGACCGUGGACGUUCGUGAGAAACAGGUGGGGAGUUCUGCCAGACUUAUUAGACACAGAAUAACUCAUGCACCUUUGGAUAAAACUGUUGGAAAUUCUACUAGGAAAUUGUUUGAGCUCUCUGGAAACAUAUAUCCUUCAUGUAAUGUAAAAAUGCCUUCAUCUAUUUCUAGUUUGGUAUCACUUCAGUUUGAUGACCACUACUUCUUGGCAAGCUCCAUGGAUGGAUCGGUAAAACUAUAUGAUCAUCGUCUAAUCCAGAGAGGGGCCGUUCAAUCUUAUGAAGGGCUUGUUAACUCUCAUACCCGUAUACAGCUUGCAGUUGACCCAUCCGAGAAAUUUGUGAUGUCAGGUGGAGAGGACUGCAAAUUACGGCUCUGGAGUAUCAAGUCUGGUGAAUUGCUCUUUGAGGAAAAAUUCUCUAAUUCGGUCCCUUCAACCAUGUGCUGGCAUAGUGCUGAAAGAUUGAUGGGAGUGCGAGAUGAAAGACAAAGCUAUCCAGAGUAUCUAUAUCAGCAGAGAUAUGGUUUGGAGGCAUGGCUGGGAUCCCAUGAAGGACUGUUUUACAUGCAUUGGUCAUAAGUUUAUAGUGAAGCAGUGAUAUCUGUCUCAAGUGUAUAGUUGGUGGUGAGAUUCUGGCUCUGAAAAGCAGUUCCCCUCAAACGUGCAAAGCAUUAGAUUUUCUCUGAUAUGGAUGAGCACAACAUGACAACACUAACAGCGCAGAGGGCCUUUGCGAACUAAAUCAACAGGCGAUGCCAUCUUUUCGUCCUAAGAGAUAGCUAUCGAUGUAAGCAGGGUGAAAGAGUAAUGUGCUUGGCCCGUUUCAGCUGAGUUUUCCUUGUAAGGGCUGCAGAAUAUUAGUUUUGAAUUUUUCCCUUGCAGUUUUGAUGUAUAGAGUAGUAGUUGAGCAUAACAUGUACCUUCCAAGUAGAAGUCUAUGGGAUUUGAGAUAGUUUUUAUUGGCUUGAAGGAAUGUGAGAUGCAAUUUUGAGAUU
This is a messenger RNA of Corylus avellana, 2142 nucleotides long. RefSeq names its product Transducin/WD40 repeat-like superfamily protein. The record is from RefSeq and is a predicted model, not a curated record. Gene Ontology annotation, molecular function: protein binding. NCBI's taxonomy places the organism in Eukaryota, Viridiplantae, Streptophyta, Magnoliopsida, Fagales, Betulaceae.